AAGAAAUGUCAACCUCACUGCUCCUACUAAGGAACCAUCAUCACUGUUCACCACCCAGAUUGAUUAAAAGGAUCACUGCAACAACAAGAUAUAUAUCAACCGAACUCCAGCAACCACCAAAGCUCCUCAAAGCUGCUAGGAACCUGCUCACCAAUCUCGACCAAAAUCCUGUCACUUCUUCUUCUUCUAAUCAUACAGCUCCGAAGUAUGAGAUUAUCAAGAAACAGAAAGCGAUCCAACCGCUCAAACUGGCUGUAGAAAAAUAUGACGAACUUUCUUCCAAAAAGAUCCGGAUGAAGACAUGAGAGAGAUAGCGAUUACGGAGUUGAAGACGAUCGAGGAAAGGGCACUAAGGACAAUAGAGCAAGUGAAGCAAGGUCUGAUACAAGUAGCAUCACCGCGGCCGGAGUCGUACGAUCAGUCGGCAUUAGUGGAGAUCAAGCCGGGAGUGGGCGGCGUGGAGGCGUCACACUUUGCGACCUUAUUGAUGAACCUAUACACCCGUCUGGCCACCCGGAAACGCUGGCACAUCAAGCCCGUCAGCGUCGAAUAUAUGACCAGCGGGCAGGGCCAAGAUGGCCUUAGAGAGGCCGUCCUCGAGAUCGAGGGCCAAGCCGUCUACGGCUCCCUCCGCUGGGAGGCCGGCGUCCAUCGCGUACAGCGUGUCCCCGUCAUGCAAAAUACCGCCUCUAUUCAUACGAGUACGGCAUCCGUCAUCGUCUUGCCUCUCAAUCCUUCGGGAUCAGAGGAAAACGAAUCAGAGGAUCUGUUUGACGAGAAAGACAUUAAGUUGGAGACGAUGAGAUCGCAAGGCGCGGGAGGACAACACGUUAACAAGACUGAAUCGGCAGUGAGAUUAACACAUAUCCCUACUGGAACUGUAGUCUCCAUGCAAGACUCACGUUCACAACACCAAAAUCGCGAACGGGCUUACAUGAUCUUACGCGCUCGACUGCUCGACCUUAAACUCCGACAAAAAGUCAUCGAGAAUCGCGAGUCUCGUCUUUCUCAAGUCAAGAACACCAACCGAUCUGAAAAGAUAAGGACAUAUAACUUCCAACAGGGUCGAGUGACGGACCAUAGGAUCGGCCUCACCUUGCCUCGUCUGAACGAUAUCAUCGAUGGGGGAGAGACGUUGGAUAUCAUUUGGGACGGAUUAGAGAAAGAUGAAGAGGCCAAUACCAUCCAAUCUAUUUACUCUACUACUCAUACCAGCAAUUCCAAAUAAUGCCUCUUCUUUCGUGUUGGCUAAGAAACCCCACA
Puccinia graminis f. sp. tritici CRL 75-36-700-3 is the source of this 1263-nucleotide messenger RNA. RefSeq lists its product as uncharacterized. The transcript has 6 exons. NCBI's taxonomy places the organism in Eukaryota, Fungi, Basidiomycota, Pucciniomycetes, Pucciniales, Pucciniaceae. Gene Ontology annotation, molecular function: translation release factor activity. The record is from RefSeq and is a predicted model, not a curated record. Bases 302 to 1228 code for a protein of 308 amino acids. Gene Ontology annotation, biological process: translational termination.